AACAGAUAUUUUAAAAUUUAUGGGAUAUAAAUAUGACUCACCAUUUAUCAAUUACCAUGUUGCACUUUUAUAUACAAUAGAUCUAUUGGGAUUAGAUGGUCAUCUGAACAACGAAGUGGAUGAUGAGUUUAAAACCAGGAUGAAUUCAAAACUGUCAAAAGAAAAAAUUAUUGAUUAUGUAAAACAAUUCCAAACCGAUAAUAUAUUAACUAAAGAAUAUAUCCCUUCAUUGAAGAAUAUAAAGAGUUUUUGUUUGGAUAAAAGUUCAAUAUGUUAUUCCUUUUCAAAUAUUAAUAAGUGUACAUCGAGUAUUGAAGAAGUAUAUAAAAUUGCUGAUAUACGUGACUAUUUGUUAAAGUCUUAUGAGAUAAGUCAACAAAUAUAUGAUCAUAAAGAUUUACCUGCAGAUAAAAGAUUGCGAAAAUGGAAUGCUCAAGCAAAACUUUACUACAGUUAUCAUGAAGAACUAUUUACUAAGACUUAUAAUAAUAUGGAAAAUUUGAAACUUAUCAAAUGGUGUAAUGAUAACAUACCCAAUAUAAUGAAUAAUUAAACUAUCAACACUAUUAAAUACAACUGGAUAUAUCAAGCCUACUAAUGAAAAUAUCGAAACCAUUGAAAAAUAACUACAAGAUAAUAAAAAAUAUGUCAAAUUUAUUUAAUGAACAUAUAGUUAUGUC
Molecule: messenger RNA, 680 nt
Organism: Melanaphis sacchari
Lineage: Eukaryota; Metazoa; Arthropoda; Insecta; Hemiptera; Aphididae
Exons: 15
Coding region: 20-553 (177 amino acids)
Source: RefSeq, a predicted model, not a curated record